AUGGAAAAAAAAAAAAAAAAAAAAAACAUAUCUUUAAAAGGCUAUUUUAAAAACUCGGAUGGCUCUGGAAAUGAUGAUCAUCAUUAUAGUAUCAACACAAUUGAUCAAAAUUAUAUGAAUCCCGAGGAAAAGAAAAGCAGUAAAAAUCUAUUUAGUAAAUCCCCAAUCGGGUUGGUUGCCUAUUAUCGUUGUACAGAAGGUAAAAGUAAAAAAUUAGGAGACUUAUCGGGAUGCGGCAGAAUAGCUCAUAUUAAAAAUGAUGGAAAUAGCUCUGAUGAUUCUCCUUGGAUGUUCAAAAUAAAAAACAAAGAAAUUCUUAAUUUAGAUAAUUUGAAAAAAAAACAUAAAAAAAAUUAUUGUCUUAAUGUAAGCGGACAAUCUAAUUGGUAUAUUGAAAUUCCAUCAGAUAAUUGUUUAGAACUUUUAGGGGGUAAUUAUAGUACUAACGAAAAAAGUAUAAAUAUAAAAAAAGAAAUAUGUAAGGAUAUAUCAAAUGAUAUUAAUGAAGGUUUUACAUUUGAAAUGUGGAUAGGAAUAAAAGAGAAAAAAAUAAAAAAGAAAAAAGAAAAAAAAAGUUUUUGUUUAAUUCAAAAGGGGAUAGAAUAUUCCGAAUGGGGUAUAUAUCUAAUUAUUGAUGAUGAAAAAUGUCGAUUUUUGAUAAAAUAUAAAAACCAAAAUUUUGAAUUUGACAAAUUUCCUAUUGCCCAUUUAAAAACCAUAAAAUUUAAUAAUUAUUAUUGGAGUUAUAUAUCUAUAGUUUUUAAUAUGGGAAUUGAUCUUAUAUUUGUAAUAUUAUCAGGAGAUAAUAGUUAUUUUUUUAAUUUAUAUAAAAAUAAGUAUGCAAUUUUUUAUAAUAAUUCGCUAUAUCCUACUAAUUUUUUUCCAGAUUCUAAAAACAUUGUACCUAUAUGCAUAGGUAAAUAUAAUUCCCAUUUAAACAAUUUAGGGGAUAUAAUUGAUAAAAAAAAUAAUAAGGAAAAUUAUGAAAUUUGUUCUUUUUUAGUAACAGAAAUAAGAUUGUUUGCUGUAAGCCGUUCAGCUGACCUUGUCAUAGAACAAUAUAAUCAACCUCUUGAAUUUUUUUCGAAUAUUUCAAUAAAAAGUGAAACUUAUGAUAAAUCUGAUAAUAUUGAUAAUGAUAAAAUACUAAAAUCAGAUUCAAAUAACAAUUCAGAAAAUGGUUAUUAUAAAUUUAAUUCAUCAGAUGGUAGUCAAUACUGCUAUAAUGAUAAACAUGAUAAUACAAAGAAAAAAGAAAAACAAACAAACACACAACAAAUGAAUAUAAAUGGGAAUAAAAUAAAUAAAUCCCAAAACAACACACAUAUUAAUGAUGAAAACAUUUAUAAAUCAGGAAACUCAUUUUUCGAAAAUUAUAAUAAAUAUAAUGAAGAAAGUGAUAAUAAAACUAUAGAAUAUAAAUUCAGUGAAUUUAAUAAUGAAAUUGAAGAAAUGAAAAAAAAGUUUAGUCAAUUUAAUGAUGAAAUAAAAGGGAUGGAUAUUAAUAAUGAAAGGUUCAGUUUUGGUAGUGAAAAUAAUAAAGGAAAAAAAAAAAAAAAAAGUAAAAAACAUGAAUCAGAUAAUGAUUCACAUUAUGAGAAUUGCUCAAGUAAUUCAAAUCGAAAGUUUACAAAAUAUUCAUUUGAAAAUAAUUCAAAAUUUAUAAAAAAUGAGGAUUCAUCGAGUAAUGACCUUGAUGUAUCUAAAAAAUCUCAGACAUUUUAUGAUGAUAAUAAAAAAAGUAAGAAAGAAAAACGUGAAAGUAGAAAAGAAAUGAAAAAAAAUAUUCAUAUAGAUGAAGUUAUGUCACCCUAUUUGAAUGCAGAAAAUUAUAUUGAUUUAAAAAAUAACAAUAUAUCAUUUUUUAAUUUUUCCGAUGAGGAUAUUGCUAACAAAAAUGAUGGAAAUGAUAAUGAUAAUAAUAAUAGUGAUAAUAAUAGUGAAUGGAAAAAGAAUAAAGAAAGUAGAAAUAAAUUAAAUUUGGAAAAAAAUAGAAAUCAUAAUGUAAAUGACAAAGAUAGCAAAUUUGAAGAAAAAUUACAAAAUAAAAAAAGUAAUAGUUUUCAUAAUGUUAGAAAAAUAAAUAAAGAUGAUAAAAUAAAUAUGGAUGAAAUAAUUAACGAAAUUAAUAAAACUUUUGAAAAUAAGAUUUUUAAUGUGUUUGUUGAUAAGUGGGCUCAAAACUUAGGGGUGUCACAAAACGAUCGAGAUAAAUUUUUAGAAAACUUGAAAAAGCAAAGAGAUUUUAUAGAUUUGGAAAAAAAAAAAAAAAAUUUUAAUAAUAAUGAAGAAAGUAAAAAUAGUGAUAUGGAUAGAUAUGAAUAUGAUGAUAUAAAAAGAAAAUAUAAUGAAUUAAUAGAAAAAAAAGAAUUAGAAAAAAAAAAAAAAAUUCAAGAAAAUUUAAAAGAAGAAAUAAAAAAGCUAAGAGAGCAAUCACCUGCCGAAAAAGGAUUAAAUGAGUUUAUUAAAAAAAAUAAAAAAAUGAAUGAAUAUUAUGUAAAAAAAUAUCGUAUUUUAAGCCAAAAUUCAAGAAAAUCAAAUACACCUAUUAAUGAUAUUCAAUCGAAUAGUGAAAAAAGUAAUAACACAAAUGAAUCUAAUAUUGAUAAUUCUGUUAAUGCAAAUUUAAAAAGAGAAAAUAGUAUUGAUGAGUUUUUUAAUUUUGAAAACAUAAAAUAUAUGAACAAGAAAAGUGAUAAUUCUUUUGAUAGUUAUGAAUUCACAUUUAGUAAAAGGGACUUUAAGGAUGAAAACUUUGGGGAAAUAAGUGAAAAGUGCAGUGGCAGUAAAAAAAACAUUCACGAAAACAUUUAUGAACACGUAUAUGAUAGCACAAAACUAACAAGCUUCGAAGAAAACGCGCUAGAACACAAAGAAAAUAAAAAAGAUCUUAACAAAAAAGCGGAUAGAGAAAUAAAUAUUGGUAAAAAAUACUAUCGAUAUAUAUGGCCAUUGACACAUUAUGAAAUAUACAUUAUAAAAAAUGUUCAUAAAUAUGGAAUAAAUAAAGAAUUAAAACAAUUUAAAAAUAAUAAUUACAUGGAAAAUGAUAAAUAUAAAGAGGAUAAACGGAUAUCAAGAAACAGUAUAAAUAUAAAUUAUAUAAAAUAUAAAAUAUCAAUGAUGAAAUAUUUAAAUAAUAUGAGUUUAAAAUAUAUUUUAGAAAAAAAAUAUACAAAAAGUUUAAAAGCAUGCAUAAAAAAUAAAAAUUAUAUUCAUAAUUUUAUCAAUAGUUAUUGUACUAUACAAAAUCGUGUAUUAAAAGAGAAUUAUAAAAUUGUAAAUAUAUGUUUAAAAGUAAAUUACUCUAAGAAUAUAACAAUAGAUGAAUUAAAAACUAUUAUAAAAAAUAAUGUAAUAAAUAUUAUAGUGUGCAAAAUUUUUAUACUUAUAUAUGAAUAUAAAAGAUAUAAAUAUAUAGAAAACUCAUCUAGAAUUUUGGUAUUAUUAUCUGUUUUAUGUAGAAUAUUGUAUAUAUCAUAUGAACUAAAUAAUCGUUCUAAUAAUAUAGAUAAAUUGUUAAAAAAAGUUUUAAAAAAAUUUAUUAUACGUUUAUUUUUAAGGGGAUGUUUAUAUUAUGUGGAAAAAAUAUGUGAAUAUUUUUUUAAGUUAUAUCCAUGUGAUUUUAUAAAAUUUGAAAAAAAUGAUAAAAAAGAAGAGGACGAAAUAGAUGAUCCAAUACAAACAAAUAUAUCCCAAAAAAAAAAUAGUAAUAAUAAUAUUAUUCAUGAAAUAUACCAACUUUCUAAAAACACAUUUCUUAAAUAUGCCAUAUCAUACAAAAGUAAUAAAUGUUCAUUAAUAAAUAAUCAUGAAAUGGAUUUUGAAAAUUCGAUAAAGACUUUUUCUCCGGAGUGGGGUUAUUAUAUAUAUUCGACUAGUAAUUUUAAUAUAUUUUCUUCUAGUAUAAAAUAUAACGGUUUUUUAAAAUCGUCCCUUGAUAUUUCUAUUCUUAUAUCAAAUAACAAAUAUGAAUCAUUUUUGACCAAUAACCCAAUGUGCAUUCGUGAUGUUAAUGAAUUAGAAAAUAGCGAAUUUUCUAAAUUAAAUAAAAUUGAGGAUGACGAAAUUUCAAAGUUAAAUAGCGAUAAAAUAAAAGAAGGGAAAGGAAAAGAUACUAUCGAUUCAAUUGAGGAUAAUGAUCAAAAAAUAUGUUUGUCAGAAAUUUCUAAUACCAUAGUCCCACUUGAUGAAAAUGCAGAAAAUAAAUUUAAAGAAAAUGGUGAUAUAUUGUGUAAAAUUGACAUAAAAAAAAAUAAUAAUAUAUCUUUAAUUGACUAUUUAACAAAUUAUGAAAAAAAAAUGAAAAAUUAUUAUAUUAUUGAUGACACUUUAAAAACAAUAAAAUUUAAUAGAAAACAAACAAAUUAUAAUUUAGAAAAUUUUUUUAAUAAUCAUAAUAUAAGUAGUAAUAUAAAUUUUACAGAUAAAACAUAUUUUCAAAAUUUUAUGAAAAAAGUUAAUUAUGAUGCCUUUUUAAAUACAUCCAAAUAUUCUUAUAAAAAUAAAGAGUUAUUUGGAAUUUGCCCACAUUGCAAAAAACAACUUAGAAGUUUUUCAAAUGUGUGUGAUUCAUGUCAUAAGCGUAUAUUUAUAUGCUACUACUUUUUUGUCUAUUGUACAUACAAGUAUCGUUGUCAACUAUGUGAUGCGACAUAUUCCGAAAUGUGUAUGAAAAAGUUUAAAAUGGGUUUUACGUGUCUUUAUUGUGGAUUGUUUUUUGUUAAGAAGUAG
This is a messenger RNA of Plasmodium berghei ANKA, 4734 nucleotides long. RefSeq names its product conserved Plasmodium protein, unknown function. Lineage: Eukaryota; Apicomplexa; Aconoidasida; Haemosporida; Plasmodiidae. The coding region runs from base 1 to 4734 and encodes 1577 amino acids. The transcript has 3 exons. The record is from RefSeq and is a predicted model, not a curated record.